Molecule: messenger RNA, 255 nt
Organism: Entrophospora sp. SA101
Lineage: Eukaryota; Fungi; Glomeromycota; Glomeromycetes; Entrophosporales; Entrophosporaceae
Source: the annotation of a GenBank genome assembly
AUGUCUGGACGUGGUAAAGGAGGAAAAGGUCUUGGUAAAGGAGGAGCUAAAAGACAUCGUAAAAUUCUUAGAGAUAAUAUUCAAGGCAUUACAAAACCUGCCAUUCGUAGAUUAGCACGCAGAGGUGGUGUUAAACGUAUCUCGGGUCUUAUAUAUGAAGAGACAAGAGGCGUAUUAAAAAAUAUGGUGACCUAUGUAGAACAUGCAAAACACAUCCUUGUGUGUCGGUAUGUUGGUUCACAGUGUAUCCGUUAG